Messenger RNA from Lycium barbarum (goji berry), 597 nucleotides. RefSeq lists its product as uncharacterized. The transcript is spliced from 2 exons. Bases 1 to 597 code for a protein of 198 amino acids. NCBI's taxonomy places the organism in Eukaryota, Viridiplantae, Streptophyta, Magnoliopsida, Solanales, Solanaceae. The record is from RefSeq and is a predicted model, not a curated record.
AUGACUAUCGCUCGUAUCCAGGCCCAUGCCCAGAACCUGGAGGAGCAGCAGCAGCCACAGAGAAUUGAAUGUGAUUCUGAUAGAGGGCGCAGUAAAAAGGCUAGGUAUUUUGGUGCUGGCAGUGAGUAUAGAGGAGGGCAGAGGCAGCAAUAUUCCAGGCAUUCAAGCCAAUCAGUGGCCAGCGCACCUCCUCUAUUUGCUGGCAAAGGAUUUGAUCGUUCUAUUUAUUCAAGAGAGGGCCAAAGCUCGAGAGUUUUGGGUUCUCCGUUAGGAGGAGCUCCCAGCCAGAAGAGACCAUCAAUUUUAAGAUGCAACCAGUGCGGAAAAUUUCACUCGGGUCCGUGUCGCCACGGCUCGAAUGCUUGUUAUGCUUGCGAACAAAUUGGGAACAUGAUGCGUGAGUGUCCAUCAGUAGAUGGUAGCGGUAGGAGCCUGCCCGCAGGGUCGAUGGAGGGUUCUUCUUCAUCUGCCCAUGCCCAGAACCUGGAGGAGCAGCAGCAGCCACAGAGAAGUGAACGUGAUUCUGAUAGAGGGCGCAGUAAAAAGGCUAGGUUUUUUGGUGCUGGCAGUGAGUAUAGAGGAGGGCAGAGGCAGUAA